This is a messenger RNA of Suillus bovinus, 2181 nucleotides long. RefSeq names its product MFS general substrate transporter. Gene Ontology annotation, biological process: amino acid transmembrane export from vacuole. Lineage: Eukaryota; Fungi; Basidiomycota; Agaricomycetes; Boletales; Suillaceae. The coding region runs from base 421 to 2028 and encodes 535 amino acids. The transcript has 14 exons. The record is from RefSeq and is a predicted model, not a curated record.
GUCUUAUUAAUAAUUCCGUACGGCAUACUUCAAUUUGGAUGUUCUCUAGUAUCUUCUACCAGACUAAUUGAAGGAAGAUAGACAUUCUCCAUGAUAUCUUUUUCUACGAAGAUAGGAUCCAACUUGGCUCUUUUCAGGGAACAAAACUUGAUUCAGAAGGCGGCGCAGUGCUGGGAUGUCCUCGUGACCAUCCCAUAUAAGAGCUUUGAUAGGCCUCCUCGGGCCUCAGCGGUGCCAAUAUUAGGUAUCUCGUUGGCUUAAGCAUGGAUCCGAAAAGGCAGUAAUAGUUGGAUAUGGCCUGGCUUUCCGAGAAGCUAAACAUUCCUCAAACGUCAGACCCCCGGACGUGAUACUAAUCUCCCUCUACUCGCAGUUUCACAGCGCUUGUUCUCUACUUGACCUGAUAUAUCGGGUCUGGCUAUGUCCACGUCACCUCCAUUCCUGGUGCCCAGCGCCCUCCACACUGAAGUGAUACAGGCUGAGGACAUCAAGUCAGGCGAUUCAUCUGACCAGGACGCGAACCAGAUUGCUAUUUUAUCCAUCAGCAAGGAUGAAGAUGAACCACUCGUGACCAGAAGGGAGUUGUGGAGCUAUUAUCUGUACUGUAAUGGUAACAAUGGUGUCGGUCCUCUGGGCUAUACACAAACUCUAUUCCAGGGGCUUGCCACAGCAGCGGGAUAUGAUCCUGUCGCAGGCCCCGGAUCGUCAUGCCUUGCAACAACCGCUUCUGGCCAAUGCGUAGUUCCCUGGGGUAGCGGUACAAAGUCAGUUUCUAGUGUGGUGCUGAUCGCGAAUGGUAUCAGUUUCGCCAUAAUGACAGCCAUGUUCACUACCAUCAGCUCUGCUGCUGACUACGGCACGUUCGGACGGUGGUUGCUGUUCGCUGUCACAGUGGUAUGUUGGGCUGCACAGUAUGCCUGUAUGGCGCUUACCACACCGGACCGAUGGGUCCUUGCAAUGGUUCUUUACAUUGUCGGUUUCGUAUCAUACGGCGCGACUCUUGUUUUCUUUUCCGCUCUAUUCCCUUGCCUCGCGCGUAAUACCCCACAUGCACGUCAGUUGAAAGAGAAGUAUGAAAACGGCGAUAUUUCUCCCGAAGUUUACGAGCAAGAGGAAUCUCUGGAAAAGAAUAGGAUCAGUAAUAUAUCUACCUUUCAUAGUAAUGUCGGGUAUAUCAACACCUUAGUGCUGAACUUAACGCUUUUGCUGCCGAUGGCGGACAAUCCCAAGGUGGACAAUUAUGUCCUCGUGCUUGUCAACACGUACUGGGUGGUACUUGGUAUCUGGUGGUUUAUUCUCCAGGAGCACAGGCCAGGCCCUAGUUUGCCUGAAGGCGAACACUAUAUGACAAUUGGAUGGAAACAGAUCUGGGCUGCGCUGAAGACAUACAAGCAUCUUCCCUACACCUUUGUGUAUCUGUUCUCCUUCUUCCUUCUCGCAGAUGGGCUGAAUACCACCGGAACUCUCGUUACCAUUUGCCAGAACAACAAGUUCAAUUUCUCAUUCCUGCAAAAUACCUACUUGGGCCUGUCACAGGCGAUUACCUCGACUAUCAGUACUCUCUCCUUCUGGUACAUCCAGAGAUAUUGGAAGAUUAGCACAAAGAAGAUGUUUGUGGUGACCAAUGUCGUCACUAUUUUGAUUCCGCUGUGGGGUAUGAUUGGAAUAUGGACAGAAAAACUUGGGUUUCAUAAUGUCUGGGAGUUCUGGGCAUACAACAUCGUGUUCGGCAUUUUCCAGGCGCCUUACUACGCGUUCUCCCAGACGAUGAUGGCCGAGCUUAGUCCCCCCGGUUUUGAUAACAUGUUCUUUGGUCUCUUCGGUCUGUCCAACCGCGCUUCUUCUAUGGUAGGACCCAAUGUCAUACAGGCCAUCAUCGACAAGACGGGGAACAACUGGCAGGGGUUCCCGUUCCUCUUUGUGUUGUGUACGGCUGCUGCGAUGGUGAUCUGGUUUGGGGUUGAUGUUACGAAGGGGCGUAGGGAUGCUGUGAGGUGGGCUUCUGAGCAGCGCAGGCAGAUUCACUAGAACGGACGUUGCGUAUAUGCUCUUUGGGGUGACUUCAGGCAUUUCUAACAUAUCUAACUUAUAUAAAUAAGCACGAGAUACCGUCGGCUCGGCACACGAACCCGAGCUAAGUUUUUGGCGACUAGCUGAGGUCUUUGGAAGUAUACAAUGAAG